AUGGUGAAGCAGACAUAUUGCUGCCCAUGGUGGACUUCAAAUCAGGGGAUCCGAACUUCCCGCCUGUCUCUUAGAGCUGGAGAAGUAGCCUCCCAGCCAGCCUCCCAAGAAGCUCAGUGCCGAUUGGCUCUUUCUGCGCCCAAUGGGAGACCGCACCCUGCGCAGGUGGGCCCUGCGCUCUCUAGGGAGGCGGCAGUUGCCAGGAAACCUCUUAAACAUCGGAGCUCUCAGCCCGCCAUCGCUUUUGCAGCGAGCGGUGGUAGCGGCUGGAUCCUCAGAGCGGGAUUUUCCUCCGCCAAGAUGGCUUCUAGAAGGCGAACUUUGAGCUUCAGUGAAAGGCAUCAGAAACAAGUAGACACAAAUUACUGCAAACAACUGCAUGCCCAGUCCAUAAGAAAGAUACACAAUCAAAUCAGGGACCAAAUGGUACAGAAUGAAAGUGAUGACCUCGUGGAGCGCAAGAGAUUCCUCAGAUUAUUACAGGAUGAACAAUUUGAGUUGGAUAUGGAAGAGGCCAUUCAAAAGGCAGAAGAAAACAAAAGAUUGAAGAAACUCCAGCUUGAACAAGAAGAAAAAUUGGCUAUGGAAUUGGCGAAACUAAAACAUCAAAGUCUAAAGGAUGAAAAGAUGAGGCAACAAGUAAGAGAAAACAGUAUUGAGCUCAGAGAAUUGGAGAAAAAACUAAAAGCUGCUUACAUGAAUAAAGAAAGGGCAGCCCAGAUUGCAGAGAAGGAUGCCAUUAAAUAUGAGCAAAUGAAACGUGAUGCUGAAAUAGCCAAAACCAUGAUGGAGGAACACGAGAGAGCAGUAAAGGAAGAGAGUGCUGCGGAAGACAAACGGAAUCAAGUAAAAGCACAGUAUUAUCUUGACUUAGAGAAACAACUUGAAGAACAAGAGAAGAAAAAGCAGGAAGCAUAUGAGCAGUUACUAAAAGAGAAACUCAUGAUUGAUGAAAUUGUUAGGAAAAUCUAUGAAGAAGAUCAAUUGGAAAGACAGCAAAAGUUAGAAAAAAUGAAUGUAACUCGAAAGUAUAUAGAAGAGUUUCAGAAAGAGCAGGCUCUCUGGAGAAAGAAGAAACGUGAGGAGAUGGAAGAAGAAAACAGAAAAAUCAUAGAAUUCGCCAACAUGCAGCAACAAAGAGAAGAAGAUCGGAUGGCAAAAAUUCAAGAAAAUGAAGAGAAAAGGCUAAAGCUUCAGAACACGUUGGCUCAGAAAUUGGAAGAAAUGCUGCGGCAACGUGAAGAUUUGGAACAAGUGCGACAAGAAUUAUAUGAGGAAGAGCAAGCUGAAAUACAUAGGAUGAAACUAAGAGAGGAAGCAGAAGAGAAAUUGAGAAAGCAAAGGGAGUUGAAGCAAGAUUUUAUGGAACAAAUGGCCCUGAAGGAAUUAGUACUCCAGGCUGCAAAAGAGGAAGAGGAGACCUUCAGAAAGGCUAUGCUAGCUAAGCUUGCUGAGGAUGAUCGGAUAGAACUGAUGAAUGCUCAGAAACAAAGAAUGAAGCAACUAGAACACAGGAGGGCUGUGGAAAAACUCAUUGAAGAGCGUCGCAACCAGUUCCUUGCAGACAAACAACGUGAACUAGAAGAAUGGCAGUUGCAGCAAAGAAGACAAGGAUGUAUUAAUGCAAUUAUAGAAGAAGAAAGACUAAAACUUCUCAAAGAACAUGCUACAAAAUUACUAGGCUAUCUCCCUAAAGGAGUAUUUAAAAAAGAGGAUGAUAUAGAUAUGCUUGGUGAAGAGUUCAGGAAAGUAUAUCAGAAAAGGAGUGAAAUUUGUGAAGAGAAGUGACACCAUCAAGAUUAGGUAAAAACUAGAUUGUUUUUCACCACUAGAUGUCAUUGUAACUUUUGUUUUACAGUUAAUACUGAAUCUGUAAUCUACUUGGAUUUUCUAAAGUGUCUCU
Messenger RNA from Enhydra lutris kenyoni (northern sea otter), 1903 nucleotides. RefSeq names its product meiosis specific nuclear structural 1. The record is from RefSeq and is a predicted model, not a curated record. Gene Ontology annotation, biological process: cilium organization. Gene Ontology annotation, cellular component: motile cilium. The transcript has 11 exons. Lineage: Eukaryota; Metazoa; Chordata; Mammalia; Carnivora; Mustelidae. The coding region runs from base 1 to 1788 and encodes 595 amino acids.